AUGAAAUCAACGUUGACAAUAUCUGUCAUUUUAUCCCUAUUUGUAACAAAUCAGGUGAUUGUUAUGUCAGCUGUAGUAACCAACAGACAGUUAUUGCUUGGUUCGGUGAUUGGUGCUACUCUCCUCGUGCCGUAUGUUUUGGAAUAUAAGUUUCUUACACCUGAGUGGAUUGCUCUGCUAACUUCUGGUGCCUUGCUGGCAACAAUUCCUAGAAGAACUACAAGCACUUCCAGAGAACCUACUUGUACUGCAUCUGGAUAUAAAUUCGACCCAUCAGCGGGUUGUUUUCUUGUUGUAAAGAGACUCAUUUCUCCAGCCGCUGCCAAACAAGAGUGCAUUAACGAUGGUGGCAGUUUAUUGUUAGUUAAUUCAGCAGCUGAAGGGGACGUACUUACUGAGGAAAUGAAGGCUCUGAACCUAGGUGCUGCACUAGUUCAAGGUUCCCGGAUUAACGCUGCUGACCCCUGGAGAGAUGAUAAUGGUAACCCUCUACCAUAUACCGGAAGUGAUAUCAUUUACAAUAACAUUAAUGCAUAUACAAUAAUUGGUUACGUGCAAGAAAACAGAUUUGCAGCUAGUAGCGCUUCAUCGAAUGUUAUUGGAUUUAUAUGCGAAACGCCUGUUACAUACAUAUAA
Molecule: messenger RNA, 636 nt
Organism: Saccostrea cuccullata (small rock oyster)
Lineage: Eukaryota; Metazoa; Mollusca; Bivalvia; Ostreida; Ostreidae
Exons: 4
Coding region: 1-636 (211 amino acids)
Source: RefSeq, a predicted model, not a curated record